AUGAGUACCGUUCAAGCAUCAACCACAACUGGUCUGGACAACCAUUCUAGCUCUGUCAUCAAUAGAUCAGGCAAUGUCGCCACUUUGAGCACAAAUGUGCCAACUUCCAAUUUAACUACUAUAGACACCAACGGUAAUGUAUUUAAGGUACCUGACUACACAAUCAAGGAAAUCUUACAAGCUAUUCCUAAACAUUGUUAUGAGAGGUCAUUGAUCAGGUCAUUGGGAUAUGUUGCUAGAGACAUUACCAUGAUGGUUUUAAUUGGAUACAUUGGACACAGGUUCAUACCUCAAAUUGGCAUCACUGGACAUGAAACUGUGUCAACAGCUCUUAGAGGUGCUGCUUGGAUGUUCCAAUCCUACGCAAUUGGAUUAUUUGGAUUUGGAUUGUGGAUUUUAGCUCAUGAAUGUGGUCACGGUGCCUUUUCUGAUUAUCAAAAGGUUAACGACUUUAUUGGAUGGGUUCUCCACUCAUACUUGAUUGUUCCAUACUUUUCAUGGAAAUAUAGUCAUGCAAAGCAUCACAAAGCUACAGGUCACUUGACUAAGGAUAUGGUGUUUAUACCAUACACCAAAGAGGAGUACUUGAAGAAAAGCAAUGCUGAAAAAGUUGAGGAUUUGAUGGAAGAGAGUCCAAUUUGGACCUUUGCCGUAUUGGUAUUUCAACAAUUGGGUGGGUUACAGUUGUAUUUGGCUACUAAUGCAACAGGACAAGAAUACAAGGGUACUACGUGGUACGGUAGAUCUCAUUACUCCCCAUCUUCUCCAGUGUUUGAGAAGCACCAGUACUGGAACAUCAUUUUGUCUGACAUUGGUAUAAUUACCACUUUCACUGUCGUUUACCAAUGGUAUAAGACUUUUGGACUAUUCAACAUGAUGAUCAACUGGUUUGUUCCCUGGUUGUGGGUUAACCACUGGUUAGUGUUUGUUACUUUUUUGCAACAUACGGACCCUACUAUGCCCCACUACACUGCUAAAGAAUGGACUUUUGCUCGUGGUGCUGCUGCUACAAUUGACCGUAACUUUGGAUUCAUUGGUCAACACAUUUUCCACGAUAUUAUCGAAACUCACGUCUUGCACCAUUACGUAUCAAGAAUUCCAUUUUACAACGCAAGAGAAGCUACCGAAGCUAUCAAAAAGGUCAUGGGUGAACAUUACAGAUAUGAGGGGGAGUCAAUGUGGGUCAGUUUAUGGAAGUGUCUCAGAAGCUGUCAAUUUGUAGAUGAUGAUAAGGAAGACGCAAAGGGAGUGAUGAUGUUUAGAAACGUCAAUGGACUCGGUGUCAAACCAAAGAACUAA
Molecule: messenger RNA, 1299 nt
Organism: Lodderomyces orthopsilosis Co 90-125
Lineage: Eukaryota; Fungi; Ascomycota; Pichiomycetes; Serinales; Debaryomycetaceae
Gene: FAD3
Product: Fad3p
Exons: 1
Coding region: 1-1299 (432 amino acids)
Biological process (GO): lipid metabolic process
Molecular function (GO): oxidoreductase activity
Source: RefSeq, a predicted model, not a curated record